Molecule: messenger RNA, 364 nt
Organism: Durusdinium trenchii
Lineage: Eukaryota; Dinophyceae; Suessiales; Symbiodiniaceae
Source: the annotation of a GenBank genome assembly
AUGAUCAGCUACGAGAUAAUACGAAUUACCAAGAGAUUUCAGAUGGGCGUCAAAAACUGGCUGCAACAUGCGUUUGCCGUCGAAAAGAAAUUACCACCACCAACCAGCGAAGAGUUAGCGCUUGUCAACAAACUGGCUGUGGAGAUCGUGCGGCGAGAGCUCUCGACACCCGCCAUCGCAGUAUUGGAAAUGUCCAAGCCCUUGAACUACAUCAGCUCUCAAGCCAUGCGUUUUUUUGAACCGGCGAUUUCUUCAAUUGUUGAUGCCAAUGAUUAUGUGACUCUCGCCAAAUUCCUGGAGCGCCGCGAUUCUCUGGAGAUUCUCAUCCAAAUGGUGGAGGAGGAAGACCGGAAACGUACUAAAG